GCAGUAGUGUCUGGCAGUGAUAGGCAUGGACAUUGGCUGUUCCAGCAUCCAUGCGACCAGAGUCGUGCCACAGGCCAGGCUUAGUACACAAAGUAGCACCAUAGUAGACCCAGAGAGGCCACUGUGUGUGCUAGUCUUUUAAAAACAGAGACUAUCUGGGAAAUGACUAUGUUUAUCCUUGCUUUUUGGCAGACAUGUUUAUUGAGUAAAGAUCUGGAGUCUCUGGUGGAGCCCUCUGUACAGCUGAUGAGGAAGUGCCUUCCUAAAACUCCUCUCCUGCUGACAUCAGAUCAGUCUGUAUACAGCUUCCCCCUACCUGGAAGACCACCUGCUGUCUGUGACAUGGAUUUGACUUCAGAUAAGAGCAGUGAGGAGAGUGAUGAAGAGACUGAAGAUAAGCAAGAGGGAGACAGUAGAGACUAUGAUGACGACUUGGAGACUGACCUUUCUAAACUUCGUCUACGUCCUCACCCAGACAGACCCAAAGAGCUGCUGCCACAGUAUGGCUACCUCUGCCCUGAGCUGUCCCAUGACUUCCAGGUACAUAAAUAGGUUUACUCAUAGGAGUAAUAUUUGCAAGUCACUUUCCUGCAUGUGCAUGAUCUAUGCUCUAUGCUAUGCUUUAUACUAUAACCACAUGGUUAUGAAUCACUGGCACACCCCGAUAUUCACUUCAAUUCAAUUCAAUUCAUGGCCAAGAUGGCGGUGCGCACAGAGCCCUGGGCUCCCCACUGCUUUGCACCUUUUUGUGUUUUUUAUGUCUUUUAAGCCCUUCUUCAUGCCAUGCAAUCGAACCUACAGUCGUCAAUACUUGACACGCAUCGGUUUUCAAACCAAAACUAAAAUUAAAAGUGACUUUUCAUGGACUCACAACAUUCCACCGGAGAUAGUGAGAUCACCAGGAGACCCAUGGAUUGUUAUCGGGUCCAGCAGGCACCGGAGGCGGCGCAGGGAGAGGGAGCAAAAACGUGAAUGUCGGGCAGGCCUGCUAGCUCAGCUAAGGAACCAACCACACAGACCUCCGCUACCAUCGAUCUUCCUCACUAACGCCAGAUCCCUUGCGAACAACAUGGAUGAGCUGCAAUCACAGAUCGCCUACAACUGCCUCAUCUGUGAGUGUUGUCUGUUCAUUGUUAGCGAAUCCUGGCUACACCCGCUAAUCCCCAACGCCACAGUGGAGCUGAAAUACAGAAGACAAACUUUUAAGGCAGCUAACUGGUACAGCUAGCAGGGUGCAUCAUUCACUGCCACGACCUGUGUUUAUGUGUUUGAGGACUGGUGCUCAGACAGCAGAGUAAUCGACACUUACUGCUCACCGGACCUAGAGACCAUGUCUGUCCAGUGCCGACCAUUCUACCGGCCACGGGAGCUAAUGGUAGCUAUUGUGACUACUAUUUACAUCCCUCCCAAUGCUAAUGUGCGCGAGUUUUUUGGGGGAUGGAGACGAUGGUGGAGGCCUUCAGACAAAGGAACUUAUUAUGGAUUUCAGAAAGCACAGACAGGAUCACACCCCUCUUCUCGUAAAUGGAGAACGGGUGGAAACUGUCCCCACCUUCAGGUUUCUGGGCACCCUUAUUUCCACAGACUACUCCUGGACCUACAACAUCAGAGCCCUGGUUAAGAAGGCUCAGUAGCAGCUACACUUCCUGCGUGUCCUCAGGAAGAACAAUCUGGACAUGAAGCUGCUGCUGGCCUUCUAUCACUCCUCUGUGUUAGCACGUGCUAACGUGCUGUCUGAGUGUGUGGUACGCAGGCUCCACAGUCAAGGACAGCAAGGCGGUGCACAGGGUCAUAAACAGUGCCCAAAAGAUCAUUGGCUGCCCUCUGCCCACCCGGAACACAUCUCCACAUCCUGCUGCCUCAGGAAAGCCAAGGUCAUCAUGGGAGACCCCUCACACCCUGCCCACCCCCCGUUUCACCUGUUAC
Messenger RNA from Scatophagus argus, 1926 nucleotides. Its product is annotated as cytosolic carboxypeptidase 4-like. Lineage: Eukaryota; Metazoa; Chordata; Actinopteri; Scatophagidae. Bases 163 to 552 code for a protein of 129 amino acids. The transcript has 3 exons. The record is from RefSeq and is a predicted model, not a curated record.